GGAACAUAUGUCAGGAAUGAGUGUUUUAAGUAAAAAACCUGGUCGAAAAACUUUAAAAUAGGGAGAGAUAAGCUGUAAAAUUGAAAGAACUGAAAAUAAAUUUGAUAGCUGGAAAGGGAAAACCCCUCUUUCCGUGAAAUUGAGAGGGAAAACCCCGCUUUAGAGAAAUGAAGUGGGACGAGACAAAGAAAAAGAAAAGGUAAGGUAAUUUUGUUUUAAGUGCGUUUUUAUUUGGGAACUAGUGUCUGAGGUCAAACGUAAAGUAAUAGAAACAAAUUUACGCGAGAAACCUUGAGAGCGGAAGAGAUAAAAACUGAAAAUAAAUAUGAUAGCUGGAAAGGGAAAAAACCACUCUUUCCACGAAAUUAAGGAGGUCGAGACAAUGGUAUCAAACAACAAACAUAUGAAAUACAUGUAUUCGUGCACAUAUCGUGUCGGAUCACAUAUCGCACAUACAGCACAUAUCGUGUCGGAUCACAUAUCGGAUCACAUAUCGCACAUAUCGCGUCGGAUCGUGCACAUAUACGAGACAAUGGUAUCUUUAUAAAAAAUAGAAUGAUAACAAUAAAUUAACGACGAUUAUGUUGGACUGUUGAGAUAAACUAGCUCGAGCAGCACGCGCAAACGGGAGGCAUCACUGUCUGUCUCUCUCCCUUUUCAGCGCUAAGUACACGCUCUUAAACAUUCUAUAUAAACCUAACCCUUAAAUAACGGUUGGCAUGUUUGAGGACAACUGACUUCGGUAGAGUGAACAUAUUUUUAGAAAACUAACCCAAACAAUUUCACAUGACAUUCCAAAAGUAAAACAAAGUAGUUGGAAAAAAAAAAAAAAAACAUCUUCGAUAACUAAAACCUAAACAAAGCUUCCCAUUGAGGACUCUUAAGCAAGGCCAAGGACAAACUCAAACACGUCACGCGAUGACGAUUAUCGCGCGAUGAUUAAGCCCACUCAAAACUGAGGUAAAAAUAAAUGUGUGGUCUCGCAGCAAAUGACAAACCAAUGCUCACAAGACUCUCAUACGGAUUUCAAGAUAAUCUAACAGGCUUAAACAAUAGUCCCAAACACCAACCAGAAUAUUUCUAAUUUCAAUAGUUCCCAAACACUUCUAAAUUUAGUAAGCUUUAGUAGUUUAUAACAAUAGUAACAUCGUGAAGGAAAGAUUUUCCAACAUUUCACUGAUUACACACAGGGAGGAUUUUAUUUGCAGAUGGCACCGAUAUGAUAGAACACUGAGGUCACGAAUUAAGCAUAACAUCAAUCGAUUAUUGUUAGAAUUUCCUCAUCAAGUAAUAAAUUUUCCCAUAAUGUUAAUCAGCUGAGGGUAAAAGAUGACUGUACUGAAGCGCUGUCGAUUCGACCAGAAUUUUCAAAAUUCCAGUACGAAAUUUACGUUUUGAACUUGUCAUUGUAUCCGGAAAUUUUCUCUUCCAUUUACGAUUUAAUUUUUAUUCCUACAGAUACUCUUUUUAAGGCAGUGGGAGAUAAACUAUCCGUGCAUGACUUUUGAAUAUCCUGUUCGAAAGCUACGAAGAUGUUUUUACGAGCGCUAUCGUGAAAACGGCUACAUUCCACACAGUUUACUUUUUGACCUCCCGCACGUGAUUUAAGAGUCCUAAGACCCGUUUUAUUUGACACCAAAAUUUCUUCAACCUCAAAGCAAGGUAUUUUGUUAAAAGCGCCGUUGAUAGGAGAAUAGUGAUGCGAAGGACUAGGGGUUUAACAGGACUUUAUGGACCUGAACUCGACGUGAUAGUCUCGAUCCCAACCGACAUCAAAUGUUGACAUUCAUAGCCCAUAAAAUCACGGAUGCUAGAUCGCUAGAUUAUGAAAGCAAAAAAACACACCUAUGUUUCGUUAUCUUGGGUAAGUUUCAACUGCCAAAUCACUAUUUUCGCAUAUAUACUGCCGAAGGGGGCAUGCACCGCAGUUAUACAAACACAGAUCAUUUCUCCAAUGAUGCGUUGACACAAACGUCAUUGGAAUGUGCUUGUCCUUUGUACUGGAAGAAAAAGUCCUCAGAGAGAUCAAAUUUUGAGUUGUAGUCAUAACAUGAGGAAGGAAAAACCUGAAGACUAAGAUGGUUUUACUUCGAAGGGGGUCAAAGUAAGGUUUCCGGCAUCUCAUAAAAGGCCACGCAAGCGGAAAUGAUCGAUCACGUAGCUUCAUUAGAAAUCCUGAUAAACACGAAAGGAAACAAAGCAAACCUUAUGCAACAACCAACCUACACUACGAGUAGUCUCUCCUUUUUGCGAGCAGUCCCUACUUUUUCGUUGAAGUCCGUCGCGCGAGUCGAAAAAAAAAAAAAAACGGUGAAAAAAAUUGCUCUUAGCUUGCCGCGGGGAACUCUUAAAGUAACGCCAAUGCACCGCAGGAGCUCCAUGAGUGAGGCGCUCGAAAAGUAGGCCGGGACAAGUAUGACCGCUUGUUGACAGAUUUCUAGCCGGUAGCCAAUCAUAUCCUUACGUUGUGAUCACAUCGCAUAAUUCAAACUCUUGGGCUCGUAGUCCUUAUUACGGGAGCUCCAUGAAUGAGGCGCUCAUAGCGCACCGACAUCAAUUCUUUUUCACUGAUUUAUUUUUUGACUCCCACGACGGACCUCGCCGAAUAGGAGGGACUUCUCGUAGUCUACAACUUACCAUGCAAGGUCCUCGGAUGUGGUAUCAGUUUUUCUUGGCUUUACAGUAUGCGCUGCAAGGUAUAUUAUAUGGCCUUCAACUAAGAUAUCUUCCCAUAAUUCUGCGCAAAUCUGGAUCGUCGCUUCUUCUCGUGGGAUCGCUGAAUCUGUUGACGUUUCCUUGGCUUUUAAAAUCUCUGUGGGCACCGAUUAUCGAUGCAUACGGAAACAAAACCUUUUGGCUCUCGAUAAGCUAUGCUGGAACUGCGCUUGCACUUCUACUGGCAAGGGUUGACAAUAGAAUUAUUUUUAUUUCCUCACUGGUAUUACUUAAUCUAUUCUCUGCGACGGUUGAUUUGACUCUCGGCAAAAUACUGAUAUCAAAAUUUCAUGGAGACCAACUGUCAAAUGCAAGUUCUCUUCAGAUUAUUGGCUACAAAGUUGGCUUUUUAAUAGGAGGCGGUCUGACCCUAUUGGCUGCGGAGUAUUUCUUAAUGGGAAAAAAAAUAUUCGUUGUCCUUGCGAUCUUAUAUUUCUUUCUGAUGGUGACACUUUUUGUCACGAAAAGCUACGUGACACCGGACGUUUGUCCUGAACCGGAAACAUCGCGUUACUCAGGAAGCACACGGAUGAGUGGGUUUUCGUGCACACCAGGUUUGCAAUGGAUGAUAGCGUGCGCGUGUAUAUAUAAAUAUGCGUCGCAUUCUUCACAGUCAAUAUUCACCAUGUUUCUGGUAGAUACUGGUGAGAGUCUGGGCCGUAUCGGAUUCCUGUCUGGAAUGGUUGGGCAGGGUAUCUCAAUAACUGUUGCUUCUGUUUGGGGAGUGGCUCUGUCUGCAAAACGGAUACUCCCUACGCAGCUUCUCAUUCUGACGUCCUUGUUAUCUGUUUGUUCAGUUGUCGCUCAGCUUUGUGCUGUCUGGUUGAAUGAUACAAAGUUCAUAGCUAUUGUAUACCUGUUGCUCAGUGUGGUUCAUGGCUCACAGGCCACUCCCGUCUAUACACUCAUGUUGCAAUGUUCCCAGAAUGCACCUCCGUCCGUGCGCACAACUUGUUAUUCUUUCCUUGGUACAUUGGAAAUUCUUGGUAAACAAUUGUCGUUGUUCAUGGCAGGAGUCUUAACAGAGACAUUGGGUUAUGUAGCUGCAUUGCACAUCUCACUUGCAGUUUCCUUUUUUGUUGUUAUUUUAGUUUGGCAUUGUCCAAAAUAUCUUAAAUACUCUUAAAAAAAGUUAAUUUCCAAAAGCAUUACAACCAAACGGAAAUGGUGAAAUCGUUGAAUUGAAAAAGUGGAGCACUCGUUCGAUUAUCAGUUUUAGUUGAGCUCUUUCAUGUAGUAAAAUCAAAUGACAAACGUCAAACAUCGAGUUAAGAGUCCACAUGUUUUACCUUUUUUCGAAUGAGGGAAUUUUUAUUUCUCCAUUGGUCAUGAAGUGUCCUUCAUGACCAACAAAAAAAAUUUCUUUUUCACUUUAAAACUCAACGCUUAAAAGGUCAAACCUGAAUGAUGUAAAAAAAACCUAGGUUUGGAUCCCUAAGCGCGCACCUUUCCUGCUCCAUUUUCCGUCCAGUUCUACGAA
Messenger RNA from Stylophora pistillata, 4195 nucleotides. Its product is annotated as solute carrier family 33 member 2. Lineage: Eukaryota; Metazoa; Cnidaria; Anthozoa; Scleractinia; Pocilloporidae. Gene Ontology annotation, molecular function: transmembrane transporter activity. The record is from RefSeq and is a predicted model, not a curated record. Gene Ontology annotation, cellular component: membrane. Gene Ontology annotation, biological process: transmembrane transport.